CGUAUCUCUGGUGCGGAGCGUCGAUGAGGUGAGAGAAGCGCUCCGAGAGGCAGCACGCACGAAAGGGGCAGUUUAUGAGCGAUUUUGGUGGAUCCCACAGAUGGCGCAAGGCACCCUCUGCUGGGUUUGAUAUGGGAUAUGGGAUUUACGUCGGUGAAGAUUCCAAGAUGUUGUGCAUUUAUUGUAUUAGUGUCCCUGGCUGUGGCAAGAGUCUCAGCGGCAGAUGUGAAGUGUGAGAAUAUUUACAGGGACUUCUCUGACUGUGUUCUGGAGCUGGGGGAGAGCAUGGAUAACUACCAGGAGAAUGUGACCAGCGAGAUGGGAGUGGAAGCUGUGUGUAGCCACUGGGAGGCAUUCCACACGUGUGCCCUGACGGCACUGUCCGGGUGUCAGGAGGAGGUGGGCUCCAUCUGGGAGACCCUGAAAGAAGACUCCAGGAAGAUCCGCUUCCAGGGCAGCCUCUUCGACCUGUGCAGCCCCAGCUCGGCCCCCAGCCUGCGCUUGCUUCUAUCCCCUCUACCCCUGCUGCUCCUGGGCUUGCUGAUCCUGGGAGGGCCCAUCUGGCCAGCCACAUAGGUGGGGGAUGCCUCCCUCCUCCUCCUCGCUCCCAACCCCAUGCACUCUCACAUUCCCCAGGGUGGCCGGCCGCAUCCUGAGCACAUCUGAAACCUGAAGCCAAGGAUAGAAGAGAGAGCGAGAGAGAGAGAGAGAGAGAGAGAGAGAGAGAGAGAGAGAGAGAGAGAGAGAGAGAGAGAGAGAGAGAGAGAGAGAGAGAGAGAGGGAUGAUCAGUGAGUAGAGAAGGAAUAUGGAUUAAGGUUAGCACACAGAGCCAUGUCUCUAUGGCGACGUCAUAGAUAUCUAUGGUACUGGGUAAUUACAAUGCUAUGAUAUCACAGAGCCAUUGAUGUCUACGGAGAGACGGAUGGAAACCUAUGGCUCUGGGUUACCCACCAUAGAUGUCUAUGGCACUAGGUAAUUUAGAAGGUUAUGUUAUCAGGGCCUUAGAUGUUAAUGUCAUCCAUAUCGAUGAGUCUGGAUAAAAAUACACACCCAAGACCCAAGCAAUUGUAAUGAAAUUACCUAUUACAGUAUACGCCUAUGAAAAAAGCAAUUUUAAAGCAAUUGGUCAAUUUUGUUGACAAUCAAGUGACCUCUUUCAACUUUGACCUUUUGACCCCUACCCACGUUUGGAGUUGCAUGGCUGCUAUAAUGACACCAAAAAGGCAUUUUCCAUAUUUUUGCUCUGUUAAACCAUUUCUUUGGUCAUCCUGUUAGACAGUAGGUGCUGUUAAAGUCAGGCAAUGCUGUUAAUUGAAAAUAUUGUUAUUUGCUUUAUUAUGCACUUUACAGUAAAAUUACUCAUUUACCGUUAGUCAUUGUGGAUAGUUAUUCUACCUAAAAAUGGUCUCUGGUUAUGUGAGAAUGUUCAGUGUUGUUUUAUGAAUCUGUCCUGUAUGGAAGUCCAAGUGUUUGGCUGUCAAUUCAUUUGAUAUCAUUUAGUCCAUAACAACUAUACACAACUGUACACAGUUCACGUCAAAGCACAUUGAACCUUACAAUAACACACAGCAUACUGAGUAGAAAUAAAGACAAUACUUUAUUAUGAAAGCUAAAAUAUAUAGGACUUAAAGUGGCACUCCAGUCUCCUUUUCACCUCAGUUAACACCUGAUUUA
Coregonus clupeaformis (lake whitefish) is the source of this 1675-nucleotide messenger RNA. RefSeq names its product neuritin. The transcript has 4 exons. Gene Ontology annotation, cellular component: plasma membrane. NCBI's taxonomy places the organism in Eukaryota, Metazoa, Chordata, Actinopteri, Salmoniformes, Salmonidae. Gene Ontology annotation, biological process: neuron projection extension; nervous system development. The record is from RefSeq and is a predicted model, not a curated record. Bases 139 to 576 code for a protein of 145 amino acids.